Molecule: messenger RNA, 771 nt
Organism: Trachymyrmex septentrionalis
Lineage: Eukaryota; Metazoa; Arthropoda; Insecta; Hymenoptera; Formicidae
Product: peritrophin-1
Exons: 2
Cellular component (GO): extracellular region
Molecular function (GO): chitin binding
Source: RefSeq, a predicted model, not a curated record
GACUACUCGUCUCAGUGCCUACAAACACUUUCUUCGCGUAAUAAACGAAUAGAUCGAAACAUGAAAAUUAAACAGAGUGGUUAUUAUGUGGUAAUUGUUGCUGCCUUGGCAGUUAUUGUUACCGGAGUAACUGUAAAGGCACCUGAAUAUCCGUCCUCAGGUAUCGUCAUAUUGCCUCAUCCGAAGGAGUAUAAUUUAUAUUACAUUUGUCAAGACACAAUUUGUAAAAGCACAAUUUACAAGUGUCCCGAUGAUCUGCAUUUCAAUAACACUAUUAAACAAUGCGACUGAUCGCUCGCAGGACGUUUCCCCAGAAUGAAUCCAAAGACUGAAUCAGAUGAGGAAAAGGCUGGUAAGUCUAAUUGCGUCGGUACAUGUCCAAUUUUGAAUCCUGAGGAUAAAACGAUACUUCUGCCGUACAGAGGUGACUGUAAAUUUUGCUCAUGCAACAACGGCACGCCUAUCGUUUUGUCCUGCCCAUCCAGCUUACAUUUUCACGAAGCGGAGCAAGUCUAUAACUGGCCAUGGAUAGUCGAUUGCCCAUGGUAGAUAAACAAGGGCAAAAUCUGUAGACAAGGAUUAAGGUAAAAAGAAGAAAAAGUGCAGUUUUGCGAUUCUCCACUUUUAUCGCUAAUUCGUACAUUGGAAGAGAUGGAAGAAACAAUGGUGAUUUGGACGAACACGCACCUCUUCUUUCUAAUUUCUUAUUGUGAACAAUAAAAAAUUUAGCAGAAUAAACUGAAAUUCAUAUAGUACAUUUGUGUUCGUAGG